UACAUAUAUGGGAAAAGAAUAUAAUAUUUCACGGACCAUUAAUCUAACUACUUUUGAACCACUAAAGAAAAAAUCUCUAGAGAUAAUUUACCCAAAGAACAACUCAGUUGAAGUCAAACCAGGAUCCAGAUUUGACAUGGUUUGUAAUGUCUCAGUAGAUCCUCUGGAUAGAGCAUCUCUAGUCUGGGAGUUCAAUGAUGAGAACUUAAAAAACAUAGAUAAGGAGUAUAAGUAAGUACAACAGGAUAUUUUCCAAUGGUCUCUGAAUUAUUACAUUUUCAUUCUAUGC
Molecule: messenger RNA, 289 nt
Organism: Python bivittatus (Burmese python)
Lineage: Eukaryota; Metazoa; Chordata; Lepidosauria; Squamata; Pythonidae
Source: RefSeq, a predicted model, not a curated record